AGGCAAGCCUCACUUACAUCGCAUCCGCUGCCUCACCUUGGUUAUUUUCAAGUGUCGAAACUUCGUGAAUCAACAGAACAAACGAAAACGGGGAAAGUAAUAACCAGACAACCUGACUGAAAAAUGUCGCGCAGCUUACCAAACAUCAUCAUCACCGGCACCCCAGGAGUCGGCAAAACGAGCCACUGCGAACUGCUCGCUGAGCGCACGGGGCUCAAACACGUCUCGGUGAACCAGGUGGUCAAGGACAAGGAGUGCCAUGAGGGUUGGGAUGAGGAGUAUCAGAGCUGGAUUGUGGAUGAGGAUAAGCUGCUCGAUGCGAUUGAGGACGAGGUCAAGCAGGGCGGGUGCAUAAUAGACUGGCACGCGUGCGACCUGUUCCCCCAGAGCUGGAUCGACCUGGUCGUGGUGCUGCGGGUCGAUACGGCAACGCUGUAUGAUCGGCUUAUAGAAAGAAAAUACCCCGAAGCCAAACUCCAAGAAAAUAUAGACUCGGAGAUCAUGGACGUACUGCUGCAGGAGGCGCGGGACUCGUACGACGAGGAGAUUGUGGUUGAGCUGCGGAGCGUGACGGCGGAUGACAUGGAGAGCAACGUGGACAGGAUUGAACAGUGGUUAAAACAGUGGAAGGAGAACAAUGCUUCAUGAAGAUCUCGUUCAGGGGCUAAAUUUAGGUAGGGUAGCGGGUUACCGCACACACAAGCUACACCACCUACCGAUGAAUAUGAGAAAGUCACAAGGCAAAGGAACAUGUGAAGUCG
Molecule: messenger RNA, 761 nt
Organism: Canariomyces notabilis
Lineage: Eukaryota; Fungi; Ascomycota; Sordariomycetes; Sordariales; Chaetomiaceae
Product: P-loop containing nucleoside triphosphate hydrolase protein
Exons: 3
Coding region: 124-648 (174 amino acids)
Cellular component (GO): cytoplasm; nucleus
Molecular function (GO): ATP binding; ATP hydrolysis activity; AMP kinase activity
Source: RefSeq, a predicted model, not a curated record